UUGAGCCGUUGCCUAGUGAUGGUGGGUAGUGACGGUGUCAUGUCGGCUCGGACGCUGCCGCUGUUGUUCCUUAACUUGGGCGGAGAGAUGCUCUAUAUCCUGGACCAGCGGCUGCGAGCACAGAGCAUCCCCGGAGAGAAGGCUCGGAAAGAUGAAUGGACAGAUGUGGACAGGAAACGAGUUAUGAAUGACAUCAUCACAACCAUGUUCAAUAAAAAAUUUAUGGAAGAGCUGUUUAAACCACAGGAACUCUAUUCCAAGAAAGCUCUGAGAACCGUGUAUGACCGGCUAGCUCAUGCUUCAAUCAUGAGACUGAACCAGGCGAGCAUGGAUAAGCUGUAUGACCUCAUGACUAUGGCUUUCAAGUACCAAGUCCUGCUGUGUCCCCGGCCCAAAGACAUCCUGCUGGUCACGUUCAAUCACCUUGAUGCCAUCAAGGAUUUCAUCUGCGAUGCCCCUGGCAUUCUGAACCAAGUGGAUGAAACUUUCCGACAGCUGAUUGAGGUAUAUGGCAGUCUCUCUGCUGGUGAAUUUCAGCUCAUCAGGCAGACGCUCCUCAUUUUUUUCCAGGACAUGCACAUAAGGGUCUCUAUCUUUCUGAAGGAUAAAGUGCAGAACUCUAAUGGUCGCUUUGUGCUGCCAAUAUCAGGCCCUGUUCCUUGGGGUACAGAGGUUCCAGGACUCAUCAGGAUGUUUAAUUGCAAUGGAGAUGAAGUUAAAAGAACCGAGUUCACCACUGGUGGAAAUUACGUCGCUCCUCAAAGGGAAGGAUCUUUUGAACUUUAUGGAGACAGAGUCCUCAAACUUGGAACAAAUAUGUACAGUGUUAGUCGGCCGGCAGAGACGCACACGUCAGGAUCAUCCAAAACCUUGGCAUCCAGUGCAAAGGAGAAUAUAACCCCUAACCCUCUUGCUAAAGAAGAACUGAACUUCUUGGCCAGGCUGCUGGGAGGUCUGGACAUCAAGAAACCUAGUGGCAGUGAGACAGGAUUCCGACUGAAUUUAUUCAUGACAGAUGAAGAAGAAGAGCAGGCGGCGCUGACAAGACCCGAGGAGUUCUCAUACAAGGUUGUGAACAUUGAAGCCACCGAGGAGCCGGCGAGGAGAGCGGAGCUGGAUCGAAUCAUGGGCGACCUGCAGGUGGCGGAACAGUGCGAGGAGAGCUGCGGGAAGGGAGAGGACCUGCUGGCUCUGAUGGACGGGUUGUGAGCCAUUAAAGGCGUUUCUUCCA
This is a messenger RNA of Coturnix japonica (Japanese quail), 1231 nucleotides long. RefSeq names its product organic solute carrier partner 1 (gene OSCP1). Gene Ontology annotation, cellular component: cytoplasm; plasma membrane. Gene Ontology annotation, biological process: transport. The record is from RefSeq and is a predicted model, not a curated record. NCBI's taxonomy places the organism in Eukaryota, Metazoa, Chordata, Aves, Galliformes, Phasianidae.